AUGGCCAACAAGAAGUCCUUCUACAACCAGGAGUACAGCAAGCACGUGGGUGCAGUGAUCUUAUUCAUUGUCUCCUUCGUGGCGAUGACCUUUACGGUCUGCGGCACCCCUCUGGGUAUGCUGAUGAUCCGUUCGUGGGGAGAGGACCUUUCGGGCUCUAGUGCUGAACUGGAGCUCAAUCCGUGCUUCACGCUGUGGGGCUUGCACAGCGACUGCUCGAAGCCUGAUUACUCGCUUCGCAUCACGGACUCGCCCAUUGUCAACUGCUCUGACAUGCAUGUCCGCUUCGAGGCGGCUGAGGCGUUCAGCAUUGUGGCCAUCUUCUCUCUUGUCGGUCUCUUCGGCGCGUCCUGGUACAUGAUCUGCGGCUCCAAGAUCAAGAAGGCUGUGAUGUUGCUCGCCGUCUUCGCCAUCGGCUCCACGACUGUUCCAUGGGCGAUCGUUACGGCGUUCUACUACACCCCCUUCUGCGGCCUAGAUUUCCUGACCAACACGCAUACCCGCUUCGGCGCCGGCUACGCGCUGCUGGUUACCUCGUUCGUGCUGCAGAUUGUCGGCCUCAUCCUGUUCGUCAUCUUUGAGCCGAACACCUCGAAGAAGCUGGAGGAGAACGCGAAGGGCGCCGCGUCUGAAGUCUGGUCCAGCACCGCGUCUGCGUUGCGCUAA
Messenger RNA from Leishmania major strain Friedlin, 666 nucleotides. RefSeq names its product amastin-like surface protein-like protein. Lineage: Eukaryota; Euglenozoa; Kinetoplastea; Trypanosomatida; Trypanosomatidae. The transcript has a single exon. The coding region runs from base 1 to 666 and encodes 221 amino acids. The record is from RefSeq and is a predicted model, not a curated record.